Messenger RNA from Funneliformis mosseae, 1482 nucleotides. NCBI's taxonomy places the organism in Eukaryota, Fungi, Glomeromycota, Glomeromycetes, Glomerales, Glomeraceae. The record is from the annotation of a GenBank genome assembly.
AUGGCUACCAAAUAUGUUAAAUUACCUACAAAUAAUAAUAAUGUUCUACCGACGACAACACCACAAAGACAACCCUCAUCAUCAUUUUUAUCAAACAUAAGGAAGUAUGUUUACCUCCUUAUUUUGAUUACGUUUUUCGCUUUAUUCGCUUUCUCGGAUGAGCUAUCAUCGAUAUUCAUUCUUGAUAAUCCAGAAACUUGUGACAAAAUGAUUUCUGGAGGUUGUGUUACUUUUGUUGAGAAUUCAGAAAAAUUCAUUCCUUUGCCUAAAGAUGAAGAAAAGUACAUGACAUAUAUUCCUCAUUCCGGUUUUCAUAAUCAAAGGAUCGCUUUAGAGAAUGCUGUUUAUUUGGCGUGGUAUUUGAAUCGCACGUUAAUCUUACCUCCAAUUAUCUUGGGAAAUCGUUUCGGUUGGAGAGAUUACGAUAAGUUAUUGAAACUUAUAUCUUCACUCAAAUCGAACAAAUCCAACGUGGAAGAGGAAUGUAAAAAGGACUUUCGCCCAAAAAGAUGUGUCGAAUUUCAUAAAUCAUAUAUGUUAACAACAUGGAAGGAUUUAUUUAAUAUGACAUUCAUUGAGAAUCAUGUUAGGGUAAUUUACAAUCACAAUGUAAAUCUAACCCACAUCAUUAAGGAUCAAUUAAAAAUCGAUGAUGAAGUGAAUGAUGUCAUUUAUGAUAAAUUGUACCCGGGAUAUCACAACUUCUUUGAAUACUCGGUUCCUCCGGAAAAAGUUGCACCAAUCGCGGAUGGGAGAAUCUUGAAGUAUUAUAUCUUGGAUGAAUUUAAGAAACAACCGCAAAAACUUGUGGUUUUUGGAAGUUUAUUCGGUCCCGGUACCGUUAUAAGGCAAUCAACCACAAGUCAAAAUUUUUAUCACGAUACACAACUCUCAAUUAUUCCGAAUAAUGAAAUCAUGACAAACGCCGCAAAGAGAAUUAGUGAUAGGAUGGGAAGUACGUUUAAUUAUAUAACGUUUCAUGGAAGGGCUGGGGAUGGGGAUUAUAAACUUUUGGCACAUGAACGUAUAGCAAUGGUAAUAAGUAACCUUAAACGUGAUAUGCCUGAUUUUGAUUCGGUUGACAUGAAUCAAUAUAGAAAUUUAUCGGAAUCAGAAAAACACAAUCUAUGUUUCGAAAAUCUUACUUUACCUGAAGAUAAAACGACUUUUUCCCGAUUUACUCGUAUUUACCUCGCCAGUGAUAUAGACAAAACUGCUGAACCUUUGCAAGCAGUGUUUGAAACCUUUCCUUGCGUCUAUAUGAUGUCAGACUUUAAGGAAGAAUUAGAACCUUUACAUCAAAUAAUUAAUAGUGUUGACAAUCAGCAGAUGUAUAAAUACGUUGUACCUUUUGUGGAUUUAAUGACUGGCUCGAACGGGAGGAGACUUUAUACUAUGGGCAGAAGUACAUUUGCCGGUUACAUGUUGAGAUAUCAUAGAUUAAUCGAAAAGAAACAUAAAAGUAGUUUGAAUGUAAUAUAA